Molecule: messenger RNA, 2131 nt
Organism: Doryrhamphus excisus (bluestripe pipefish)
Lineage: Eukaryota; Metazoa; Chordata; Actinopteri; Syngnathiformes; Syngnathidae
Source: RefSeq, a predicted model, not a curated record
GCCGGAACUGGAAUUACACCGAUGACAAAAAGAAUGAUUCCUGACGUGUGGUAUUUGUGAUUCAAAACCGUGACGUCACAGAACACCUUGAUAUUUGCAAUUUGAGCGACCGACGUGAGCACCAGCGGUGCUUUUGUUCAAUUUACAAACGCCACCGGGAGUCGAGUGUUUGGGGAAACGUGACUUGACGAGCCGCACCUGAACGCAGCACAGCCGCAAUCUGGCGCUGCCGUUGAACAUUUGGAAAUAGCGAACAUUAAUAAAAGUGUGAAAUAAACAUGGCGAACGUGGCGGAGGAAAUAGCCGAGCUUUUAGACACCGACAAGCUGUAUCUGACUCAAAUUCGCCACUUGGAGGAUGAGCUGGAUAAGUGCCAGGCCAAGUGCACGGACCUGGAGACCCAGGUUCUGGAUCUGAUGCUGGAGCAGCGGGCGCUGAGGAAGGACAAGGACGACGUGACCAGGUAUCUGAAGCGGGCGCUGGACACCAAGGACAAGAAGGUGGAGAUGCUGAUGGAGCAGGUGGAGAGGCAGCAGGAGGUGGCCGAGCAGGACAAGGAGACCAUGGAGCAGCUCAACAAGCAGCUGGAGCAGCUGGAGGAUCGCAUCACGCACCUCAACGCCGAGAUCGACGCGCAAGCUGGACAGUUGGAGACGCAGGCGGGACAGCUGGUGGCUCUGGAGGAGAAGCUGGUCCAGCAGAAGAAGCAGCAGGAGAACGCCAUGCAGAAGCUCAAGGAGGAGGCCCAGAGAGACAAGACAAACAUGAUCGCCGAGACGAUGAAGAACAUGGAGGUGGUGUUCGAGGACAAGAUGUGCAAGAUGCUGGAGGAGGAGAGGACUCAGAACAGCAAGAAGCUGAAGCAGCUGCAGAUGAUGCUGCUGGAGAACACCACGCUGUGGCAGGAGAAGGACGUCAUGGCCAAGAGGGAGCUGGAGCUCAGCUGCGAGGUGAGCCGCCUGGAGGACGAGCUCACCAAGAAGCCUCGCAGGAAGCUCAUCCGUAGGAAGUGAGCGGAGAGGACGGCCAUUUCACGUGGAACCUCGGGUCUUCCAUGCGGCUCCUUGGAGAUCAACUGCAGUGGCUUCUUUUGUCCACAGUGGCCGCUAAUGAGCAAACGUUUGACUCUUGUGUGUCCUUAUCACGGGUUCAGAGGUUGAUACACUCGGGGGGGGCAUCCGGAUUUGAACCAGAGACCUAUCGAUCUGCAGUCAAACACACCUCCAUGAAGACAAACAUCAGCUGACUCGUCACAUGAUGUGCUCACCAGUUAUUCCUCCCCUUUAAUUCCCUGGAGGACAUGACUAUUUCCUCAGUUUUCAGUGCAUGCCAGGACACUUUGUCCUCUCUGACUGUGGGUGUGUUGUGUUGUGUGUGUGUGUGGGGGCGUGUGCAACACUGAUGUUUUUGUUAAAGAAAUGGGUCAAAGGUUGCUUUCCCAACACUGAUUUUAAACAAAACCGGGUUUUAUUUGUUUUUCACAUUCACGUCACAACAAACCGCAUGCCAUGGUGAAGAGUAAUACUCACGCCGGGCCGGUAGGUGGCGACGUGCCUUUGUGUAGAAACGCUAUUCCUCGUUGUAGCGGUUCUAACAAUAACACUUUGAAACGGACGACAUUUUAUUGUGGCGGUUUUGAUAAGCCAAUUAGCUGUAGAAAUAGUUAGAGCAACGAGUAAUCGUACAAACUUAUAUGUUUACAUGUGUUUUGUCACCGAAGACUUGCCGUACAUUCUAAGAUGGCGGCGUUGCUGCCGUAACCAAAACAACAAACGAGAUACAAUACUAAUAUAAGCAAUUUGGUUUCAAUUUCACCCAGAAAUGGCAACUAAAGGACUAAAUCAGGUACAUGGAUACUCAGGCACACUGACUUGUUUAGUCGUUUAGACGUGUUUAGUCUUUGAAGGCGAACGUACAUUUCAGAUAAUGGCGGCGUUGCAGUUUAGCUAGUUGGUAGUGGGGCGUUUGAAAGUCACGUGACCCCCGGAACUACAGGUGCUCUAUUAAAUGACGAUCAAGAUUUAGAGUCAAGUCACGCGAGCGUCACGUGAGGUUUUUUUUUUUUUUUUAAAAAGGAACUCUUCAGAAGAGAUCCCGCUCAACAGUGUUGGACUGGUCUAGUAGGCGGGGC